Linum tenue is the source of this 2349-nucleotide messenger RNA. NCBI's taxonomy places the organism in Eukaryota, Viridiplantae, Streptophyta, Magnoliopsida, Malpighiales, Linaceae. The record is from the annotation of a GenBank genome assembly.
GGAAACACAGUAAAUCAUCAAUCACUAACAAAUAAAUAUCUAACAGUAAUAAUAAUGAAGCCACUCUUCCCACCACGCCUCCUCCUCUUCCUCCUUUCCGUCGCGGUGGUGUCCGCCCAAGACACGCCCGGCCCGACCGCGCCCGGCCCGGACGGGCUUGACCCGGCCAACCUGUACAAAGCGCUGAACAAGGACAAAGUGUUGGGCCCACACGAGAAGUUCGGGAACCCGUUCGGCAACCCGGACGACUUCAAGGGCGACAAGCUCCCCAACGACAUCGGGACCCCACAGUUCCAGGCCGCCGACCUCCACGAGUUCGUCGGCGGCCCCGCCGCCGCCCCCGUGAUCUCCCCGCCGGUGGACGACUUCCUGGGUAAGUUCGAGCUGUUCACCGACAACUCGGGAGUGUGCGCGAUGCACGCCAUCGUGCUCCCAAACUGCGACCACGUGCUCAUGUACGACGCCACCAUCUGGCGGAUCUCCAAGAUCCUACUCCCCAACGGCCAGUGCCGGGUUCUGAACGAGACCACGGGGGAGAAGGAUUGCUAUGCGCAUUCCGUUCUGCUCAACCUCAAGAAUGCUGACCUCAUCCCCCUCGAGCUCCACACCGACACGUGGUGCUCGUCGGGAGGGCUGACGGUGGACGGAAACCUGAUCAGCACCGGCGGGUUCCAAGGCGGCGCCAACACGGUCCGACACCUCGACAACUGCCCCAAGAGCGUGUGGAGAGAAUACCCUUCCGCCCUCGCCGCCCCGCGCUGGUACUCCACCCAGGCCCAGCUCGCCGACGGCCGGAUGAUCGUCAUCGGCGGCCGGGCCGCCCAGAGCUUCGAGUACAUCCCACAACAGGAAGGAACAUCCAACACCAAGCCCUUCUUCUUCGACUUCCUCCAGCAAACCACCGACCCCGACGAGAACAACCUCUACCCUUUCGUCUUCCUGUCACCGGACAAGAACGUCUUCGUCUUCGCCAACAACCGGUCGGUCCUCCUCAACCCUAACACCAACGCCGUGGUCAAGGAGUUCCCCGUGCUCCCCGGCGGCCACCGCAACUACCCGGCCAGCGGGAUGGCGGUGCUCCUGCCGCUCGAGGUGAAGACCGAGGAUCCCAACGAGGUCCCCGACGCCGAGGUGCUGGUCUGCGGCGGAUCUGCCCACAUUGAUUCGUACACGCUCGCUUCCAAGAACAUGUUCUACGAGGCGCUUCAGGAUUGCGGCAGGCUGAAGAUCACCAGGCCCAAUCCCAACUGGAGAAGGGAGCUCAUGCCUACCUCUAGGGUCAUGGGGGACAUGGUGAUCCUCCCGACGGGCGAAGUCCUCAUCGUGAACGGCGCACAAAGAGGCGCAUCCGGUUGGGGAUUCGCCCGCGACCCGAACCUAACACCGGUCCUCUUCAACUACAAAUCGCCGGACAAAGCCCACCUCUUCAGAGAGCUAGCCCCGACCACCAUCCCGAGGAUGUACCACUCCACCGCCGUCGUCCUUCCCGAGGGCAAAGUCCUGAUCGCCGGCAGCAACACCAACAACGGAUACAUCUACGACGCCAUGUACCCGACCGAGCUCCGCGUCGAGAAAUUCUCCCCUCCCUACUUCUCCCCGUCGCGGGCCGACAAGAAGCCCAAGAUCGUCGACGGCGGGUGCCCCAAGACGAUGACGUACGGCCAGCAGGUCACCAUCAAGAUCGAGCUGAACGAGAAGAAGGUGUUCCUGAAGAACUUCAAGGUGACCAUGUACGUCCCGGCGUUCACGACCCACGGCGUGGCGAUGAACCAGCGGCUGGUGAAGCUGCUGGUGAAGGACGCCGUUAACGUUGGCGAAGGGAGGUACGACGUGACGUGCAUGGCGCCGCCGAGCAGCGCGGUGGCGCCGGAGGGUUACUUCAUGCUCAGCGUCGUUCACAAUAUGCUCCCCACGGAAGCCGUCUGGGUGCAGCUCAAGUGAUCAUGGAUGUUUUCUGAUAGUAUAUUCUGGUUAUCGUGUUUUCUGUUAUGUUCUGAUUUUUUUUUUCCCGAUGUUUGGAAUAAUUGAGAGAAAAAAAGGAGAUUAUAGUAGAUAAUUGCAGACUUAGAGAGAUGAUUUUGGUCCCACAUCUCUAUACUUAAUCGAGAAAGAAAGUUUUUGUCUCUGAUUAUUAUUUAUUAUUUAGUGAUCGAGAUGAGUUGGGGCGGGUACCUCGAUAUCUAUGCCUUGUUCCAUGCUUCUGUGAGUUGGGGUGGGUAAAACCCGCGUGGUUAGCUGAGCGGGGCUGGUUGACUCACUCUUUACAUGUUAUUUGAAACGAAUACACGCUAAUUGUACUUUUUACGAUAAAAACGAAUGGGGAAACACUUUAUGAAUGAAAAAUAGUUA